CGAAAAUCCAGCCGAACCCUCGAUCGGAGAAAAAACGAUUUCGACUGCAAUAAUCGGAGAGAAAGUACUAGCUCUCGAUAAGCGAUCGGAGAGAAAAUCCACGUGAAACCACGUUUUUUUUUUUUUCGUAGAGAGAUUCGACGACCCACCACUUCGACUUCAACUGAUGCGAUUUGAGCCGAUCUAUACCCCGAUUGCUACUUCUGACCCGAAGUACCGGUGUCUUAUGAUUUGGACUCCAAGGAGGACGGUUGCAACUUCCGAAAUUUCCAGGCGACUCUUCAUUUCGUUUCAACAAGAUCUUCUAAGGAUGCUUCUCUCUGAACUGGAAUCGGCAAAGAACCGAAGAUCUAUCAAACCAACAACCCAUUUCCCUAGAAGAAUCUGAAAAUCUAAAUUCACUCUCAAACUCGCCCCUUUUCUCGAAUUGACGGUUACCCAUAUGCCCCACCUAGUUGAAUCGUCGUCAUCAUCAUCAGAGUGCUAUAAUUCUCAUUACCAUAAAGUGAAAAAACUAAAACCAGGACCACGAUCUUCGUCAUGGGAGCUGAGAAGAAAUGGCUCUUCACCCUCUUCUCUGCCGUUUUCCUUUCUCUUCUCCUUCUCUUAUUCUCUUCCAUUUCUGCCUUCAGUUCUCCGCGAUCCAUUCCCUCAAUAGUUCAUCAUGGAGCUCCAUAUCCUCCUUCUUUUGCCUAUUACAUUUCUGGUGACCGCGGUGACAAGGACCGAAUUUUCAGGCUGUUGCUUGCUGUCUACCACCCCAGAAACCGGUACCUUCUGCAUCUUGCAGCUGAUGCUUCCAACGACGAGCGGCUGCAGCUUGCUGUAGCAGUGAAGUCAGUGCCAGCUAUCCGUGCCUUUGAAAACGUUGACAUUGUUGGAAAGCCCAAUCGAAUCAGCUAUAUGGGGUCAUCUAACAUUGCCACGAUUCUUCAUGCUGCUGCGAUUCUUCUCAAAAUUGAGAGCGGUUGGGACUGGUUUAUCACUUUGAGUGCCAGGGAUUACCCACUGAUCAGUCAGGAUGAUCUAUCACAUGUCUUCUCAUCUGUUAGUAGGGAUCUCAAUUUCAUAGAUCACACAAGCGACCUUGGGUGGAAAGAAGGUCAGAGGGUUCAGCCAAUUGUAGUUGAUCCAGGGUUGUAUUUGGCAAGGAGAACUCAAAUAUUUCAUGCUACUGAGAAGCGGCCAACGCCAGAUGCUUUCAAAAUUUUCACGGGUUCCCCUUGGUUUGUCCUCAGUCGAUCGUUUCUUGAAUUCUGCGUUCUUGGGUGGGAUAACCUUCCGCGGGUGCUUCUUAUGUAUUUUAACAACAUCGUAUUAUCAGAAGAAGGAUACUUUCACUCUGUCAUUUGCAAUUCAAAUGAGUUCAAGAAUAAAACUGUCAAUAGUGAUCUAAGAUUUAUGAUCUGGGAUGAUCCUCCAAAGAUGGAACCACUUUUCCUCAAUGGAUCAAACUUCAAUGACAUGGCUGAAAGCGGAGCUGCAUUUGCUCGAAAAUUUCAUAAAGAUGACUCUGUGCUGGACAUGGUCGAUCAAAAAAUCUUGAAGCGAGGUCGUAACCGACUUCUUCCUGGAGCAUGGUGCUCGGGUCGGAAGAGCUGGUUGAUGGAUCCCUGCUCACAAUGGAGUGAUGUCAAUAUCUUGAAGCCUGGAUCUCAAGCUAAGAAGUUUGAAGAGUCCAUGAAGAACCUUCUUGACGACUGGAAGACUCAAUCGAAUCAAUGCCAAUGAAAGCCAACACAAUGGAAAGAUUGACCCAAGGCUUGAUUCACUCGCAAAGCAAACAGGAUUUGGAAGCCGACCAAAAUUUGGAAAAUUCUGAAACUGCCCAGGAUAUGAAGUUCUGUAAGUGAAUGUAAAGAAGUUCCUAAUUCUUGUAUUGAAUCAUUGCUUGAAAACUGCCCAGGACGUGAAGUUCUGUAAGUGAAUGUAAAAGAGUUGCUAA
Molecule: messenger RNA, 1945 nt
Organism: Cucumis melo (muskmelon)
Lineage: Eukaryota; Viridiplantae; Streptophyta; Magnoliopsida; Cucurbitales; Cucurbitaceae
Product: beta-glucuronosyltransferase GlcAT14A-like
Exons: 6
Coding region: 541-1731 (396 amino acids)
Cellular component (GO): membrane
Molecular function (GO): glucuronosyltransferase activity
Source: RefSeq, a predicted model, not a curated record